UUUUGACCCAGAAAGGAGGGGAAAAAAACAACCAUGACUUCUACAAACACCCAAAUCAUCUCUUAUUCUCCUCCUCCUUCUUCUUCCUCUUCUAAAUCAACCCAUCAAUUCCCUUAUGAAGUCUUCUUGAGUUUCAGAGGAGAAGACACCCGCUAUGGUUUCACCGAUCAUCUUUAUGAGGCUUUGAUUUCCCAUGGAAUUCGCACCUUUAGAGAUGACGAAGAACUCGUGAGAGGAAGAGUAAUUGCGUCUGAGCUCCUGAAUGCUAUUGAAGAAUCGAAGAUUUUUGUUAUCAUUUUUUCAGAAAACUAUGCUACCUCCAGGUGGUGUCUAGAUGAGCUCGUGAAGAUCUUCGAUUGCAUGGCAACAAAGCAGCGAUUAAUUCUACCCAUUUUCUAUCAUGUGGAUCCAUCAGAUGUCCGAAAACAAUCAGGAAGUUAUGAACAAGCAUUUCUUGAUCACGAAAGAGAAGCAGAUGCGGAGAAAAAGGAGAAGAUUAAGAAGUGGAGAAGUGCCAUGACAAAAGCAGGCAAUCUAGCUGGAUACGAUCUACAAAAAUAUCGGGGCCGAAAGCAAUUGAAGGGAUAUUUCUAGACAUGUCUAGAUCAAGAGAAAUCUCAUUCACUACUAAAACUUUCGAAAGGAUGGAGAGACUUAGAUUGCUCAAAGUUUAUUGGAGUUGUGAUGUUAAUGUUAAUGACAUGGGAAAGGAGUAUCAAAAACUCAUCAUUCCUGAAGACUUCGAAUUUCCGUCAUAUGAUUUAAGAUAUCUUCACUGGGAAAGAUAUUCUUUAAAAUCCUUACCCUCAAAUUUUGAAGGGGAGAACCUCGUUGAACUCAACUUGCAGCAUAGCAAUAUAAGAUACCUUUGGCAAGGGGAAAAGCGUCUUCAAAAUUUAAAGGUCUUGAAUUUAUCAGGAUCUCAACGACUCACUGGCAUGCCACACUUCUCAAAUAUGUCAAAUCUGGUGAGACUAAAUAUUUCAUUUUGUGAAAGUUUGGAAAAGGUUGACUUAUCCAUUGGUUCCCUAAAGAAGCUUACUUCAUUGAAUUUGAGUGGGUGCCGAAAGAUUA
Molecule: messenger RNA, 1074 nt
Organism: Vitis riparia (riverbank grape)
Lineage: Eukaryota; Viridiplantae; Streptophyta; Magnoliopsida; Vitales; Vitaceae
Product: disease resistance protein RUN1-like
Exons: 3
Coding region: 34-594 (186 amino acids)
Biological process (GO): signal transduction
Source: RefSeq, a predicted model, not a curated record